This is a messenger RNA of Knipowitschia caucasica, 1080 nucleotides long. The record is from the annotation of a GenBank genome assembly. NCBI's taxonomy places the organism in Eukaryota, Metazoa, Chordata, Actinopteri, Gobiiformes, Gobiidae.
AUGGGCCUCACUGUCCUACUGCGGAGGUGUAGAUGGGCCUCACUGUCUUACUGCGGAGGUGGAGAUGGGCCUCACUGUCCUACUGCGGAGGUGGAGAUGGACCUCACUGUCCUACUGCAGAGGUGGAGAUGGGCCUCACUGUCCUACUGCAGAGGUGGAGAAGGGCCUCACUGUCCUACUGCAGAGGUGGAGAAGGACCUCACUGUCCUACUGCGGAGGUGGAGAUGGGCCUCACUGUCCUACUGCGGAGGUGGAGAUGGACCUCACUGUCCUACUGCAGAGGUGGAGAUGGACCUCACUGUCCUACUGCAGAGGUGGAGAUGGGCCUCACUGUCCUACUGCGGAGGUGGAGAUGGACCUCACUGUCCUACUGCAGAGGUGGAGAUGGGCCUCACUGUCCUACUGCAGAGGUGGAGAUGGGCCUCACUGUCCUACUGCAGAGGUGGAGAUGGACCUCACUGUCCUACUGCAGAGGUGGAGAUGGGCCUCACUGUCCUACUGCAGAGGUGGAGAUGGGCCUCACUGUCCUACUGCAGAGGUGGAGAUGGGCCUCACUGUCCUACUGCGGAGGUGGAGAUGGGCCUCACUGUCCUACUGCAGAGGUGGAGAUGUGCCUCACUGUCCUACUGCGGAGGUGGAGAUGGACCUUACUGUCCUACUGCAGAGGUGGAGAUGGACCUCACUGUCCUACUGCAGAGGUGGAGAUGGGCCUCACUGUCCUACUGCAGAGGUGGAGAUGGACCUCACUGUCCUACUGCAGAGGUGGAGAUGGGCCUCACUGUCCUACUGCAGAGGUGGAGAUGGGCCUCACUGUCCUACUGCAGAGGUGGAGAUGGGCCUCACUGUCCUACUGCGGAGGUGGAGAUGGACCUCACUGUCCUACUGCAGAGGUGGAGAUGGGCCUCACUGUCCUACUGCAGAGGUGGAGAUGGGCCUCACUGUCCUACUGCGGAGGUGGAGAUGGGCCUCACUGUCCUACUGCGGAGGUGGAGAUGGGCCUCACUGUCCUACUGCAGAGGUGGAGAUGGGCCUCACUGUCCUACUGUAGAGGUGGAGAUGGGCCUCACUGUCCUACUGUAG